CACGUGACACAAGGCUGACAGUAGUGGCUGCCAGUACGAGGUGGCUGGAGAUUAUACUGACGAUCACUGGCACACUUUCGACAAAGAUAGCCAUGGAUGAAGACGGUCUGCCGAUUGUCGGCUCGGGAGUUGAUCUGACAAAGGUCCCGGCUAUCCCGCAGAAAAGAGUCGUUGCGUUUCUCAACCAGUUCAUUGUGCAUACGGUCAGGUUCCUCAACCGGUUUUCCACUGUCUGUGAAGAGAAAUUGGCCAGCAUAUCCCUUAGGAUUCAGCAAAUUGAAACCACUCUCAGCAUUUUGGAAGCGAAGCUGUCCUCUAUCCCUGGUCUGGAGGACGUGAGAGUGGAGGGAGCCACUCGUGCACAGGCUGAGUCUAAUGGCCCCGUGCUGAUGUCUGGGCAGUCAGAGAACCCCACAGCAGCGUCAUCUCCAGAGAACCCAGAGGAAGCACAACAGCAACACCGGGCAGAUGAGGGUAGAGAUAACAUCAUGACUGUGUCCAAAGACCCACGAUAUGCGAGAUACUUAAAGAUGGUGCAAGUGGGUGUUCCUGUCAUGGCCAUAAAAAACAAGAUGAUACUCGAAGGUUUGGAUCCCAGCCUGCUGGAUAAUCCUGAAGCUCCGGUGCCAGAUGGAGGAAAGAAGGAUGUAGACGAGGAAGACAAUAGCUCCGGCAGCGAAUCAUCCUUCAGCGACUGAUCUCCUCCCGUGACGCAGCCAUCUCACUUUAGCAUUAAAAGACUGGAAUAAACAUCACUGGCUCCUAUACCAUUCUCGCUCACGCCAGACCGGCGGUUCUGCGAUGGCUGGGACCACAUCGGUGUAGAAACUCAAAUUGUAUGCGCUCCCAGGGGGGAACAAUGUGUGAUCACUGGGUGUAAUAGGAAUGAAACGGGAAGGAGAUACUGGGGCUCCCCUGCUAGGCGUAACUGCAGUGAACACCUGCAGGUGUGUGUCACACCCAAAGACAUGUGACACAUGACUCAGCGAAGGCCUAAUAUGGACAUGCACUUAUCAGGGGGUUUGUUCUUAAAUGAAGUUUUCAGUCUAGCUAGGCUACUGAUUGAAGAUCUAGCUUAGGUGUUAUUAGUAAGAGCUGGAAAGUCCAAAGUAGCGUCAUCCAGAGUCUGUCUCAGCUGUUCUUUACUCUUAAUGGCUCCUGUUCUGUUUCAUCCCAAAUAUGUCUCUUUGAGUUCUUAUUGGCUAACACAUCCCCGUGUAGCACAGCAUUUAUGCUAGAUGUCGUCACUAGAGACAGCCGAGUUGUCUUAAAACAAGAGUUCUAAUUAAACCCCAGUGUUUCGUGAUGGAUUCUGAUGGGCUAUUCAUAUGUGAGCUUGUUUGGUUCAUCAGGGAGUUUUGAGUGUCUGAGGAAUUUCGAGGAGGACUAAAUGGAGAAUUGGGGGGUCGGGUUUUGGACAUUUCAUCCAUGGCCCAUGAGCCUAUGCUGCGCUUUAGUGUUCAUUAAUAAAAUGUGUCUAACCUAC
This is a messenger RNA of Brienomyrus brachyistius, 1486 nucleotides long. It is a transcript of the gene washc3, whose product is annotated as WASH complex subunit 3. NCBI's taxonomy places the organism in Eukaryota, Metazoa, Chordata, Actinopteri, Osteoglossiformes, Mormyridae. The transcript has 7 exons. Gene Ontology annotation, cellular component: WASH complex. The record is from RefSeq and is a predicted model, not a curated record. Gene Ontology annotation, biological process: actin filament polymerization; exocytosis. Bases 93 to 698 code for a protein of 201 amino acids.